AUGCCGAGCUUCAGGGACCAUGAUGUUGAAUACGAGCAGCAGCGUGCUAUACUUAACCCUAUGCGCGCUCUGGUGGGACGUCGCCAGCUCGAUCCAGGCCCUUCUCCCUCACCUCGAUACUACAGCGACUGUCCCUUCGAGACGAGUCCACCGGACUUUCUGCAGUCCAUGCCAGGGGGGACAAAGGUGUUUCCUCUCUAUGAUUGGGGAAUGGACGUUGAUCCGCGGAUAUGGGUGGACAAUCACUCCGACUCAGUCUCGGCGGUGGCGGCUUUUACGGACCAAGCCCGCACCUCGCGGAUACCGUCCUUCAGUCAGAAAAUGACUCCCCCGGGAAUAAUCAGCUGUCGAAGGGUAUCUGCUGUAGAUAUGCGAUACCAGAUUGUCAAUCUCCCGCCCGGAACCUAUACCCUGGCAUACUACUUUCACUUCACUCAGCCCAGUCGAAUUCUCGAUGACCCCAACCCCCUAUUCUUUCGUCAUAGCGCAGACCACUUCGCGCCCAAUGGCGAUAAGCCCUCAAGACCGGGAUACCCAACCAAUCUCUGGAUCAUGUCUGGCGUUUACGGCCACGGCGGCGGCAAGAGAACUCUCAAGUCGUGGAGCAAGCAAUGGGAUACCAUGCACGAUGCGGAUCUUCACCGCAAUCUGUUCCCUAAGGAAGGUGGAGCUGUCGCGUGUUCGCAGCUAGACAGCCCGGCGAUUGAAGCCGCGCAUACGGCGGGCGGCUGGGUGUCGCUCGGACAUGGCGCCCCGGACACAAAAGGCGUCGGCGCCAUGGUCAUGUUGGUCAGUGGGGCAGCGCCUGCGCAUGAAUUGGUCCUCAAAAAGGAUCUGAACAACGUUCUCGUCACGAUUUCGGGAUUCGAUGGAAAGUGGGUUGGGAGGUGGCGUUUUGGAGGGAUCAAAUUGCGUCGGGUACAAGUGUAG
This is a messenger RNA of Dioszegia hungarica, 930 nucleotides long. RefSeq lists its product as uncharacterized. Lineage: Eukaryota; Fungi; Basidiomycota; Tremellomycetes; Tremellales; Bulleribasidiaceae. The record is from RefSeq and is a predicted model, not a curated record. The transcript is spliced from 4 exons. The coding region runs from base 1 to 930 and encodes 309 amino acids.